Messenger RNA from Cyprinodon variegatus (sheepshead minnow), 2500 nucleotides. RefSeq names its product RAB interacting factor (gene rabif). Bases 161 to 553 code for a protein of 130 amino acids. Gene Ontology annotation, molecular function: zinc ion binding; guanyl-nucleotide exchange factor activity. Gene Ontology annotation, cellular component: membrane; cytosol. Gene Ontology annotation, biological process: post-Golgi vesicle-mediated transport; small GTPase-mediated signal transduction. Lineage: Eukaryota; Metazoa; Chordata; Actinopteri; Cyprinodontiformes; Cyprinodontidae. The record is from RefSeq and is a predicted model, not a curated record. The transcript is spliced from 3 exons.
AAGUUGUUUCCCUGCGGAAUCAUUUAAGGGUUGCACCGUCAGAUCAGCUAGCAUUCAAAUGGCUAAUUUAGUUGUUUAAAGAUCACAUUUUAAUGCCAUAUCUUUUUAUGAUUCGUAAUUAAGAGGCGCUGUCUUCACCGCAAACUCUGCCUGACAGGACAUGGAGAACCAGCAGGAGUCCAAAGGAAGCCCAGAGCGGUCCGAGCUGGUGUCUGAGGACGGGAAGAACCUGAAGGCUGUUGUGUGUCAGCGCUGCGGCUCCAAGGUGCUCUGUCCUGGGAUGGCUGUGUUCACACACAACCAGCUGUUCCUGCCGUCCAUGCGGAAGAAGAGCGGCCUCAGCAACGCGGACGGCUCGGAGGACGGCGACACUCUGACCGCCCACUGGUUAGUGGACGACAUGUUUGGCUUUGAGAACGUGGGCUUCACAAAAGACGUGGGACGAAUCAAGUACCUCAUCUGCGCCGAUUGUGAGAUCGGACCGAUCGGGUGGCACUGUUUGGACGACAAGAAAAAAUACUACGUAGCGCUGGACAGAGUGAAUCAUGAGUGAUGUUUGGCGCAAACCUGAAGGACUUCCCAAAUGUUUCAGCCUGCUGUGUUUGCUUUUAUGGAUUUGUCUCUUUUUUUCUAUUUUUUUUUUUCCAUGAAUCGACUGAAUCAAUCCAUCAUAAACACACUUUAAGAAACGGCUGUAUCAAACCUGUUUGUAGUGAGACCUCCAUCGCUCUGACAUCCCAAUAAUCCACCCGUUCUGGGAUUUAAUUUCCUUUAACAGAAGCUGUUUCCUGGAUAAAGUCGUCAUCUGUGGACCGUCUGCUUGAAACAGAUCAGCCAUCCAAGUUUUUCUUUUUCAUUUCAUUCCAUCUGCAGACAGUUGAACUAACCCCCCUUUGAAUAAUGACACAUUUCUUUCACUGCAGUCAAAGCAGCUCAUCGUUUGGAGGAUUUCUCUACCAGCUUUAAAGUUUCUCCAGUCUUUAAAAAAACCUGCCAUUCUGAUUCUAACCGAUGCUGAAUUUGUGGGUUUUUUCUGUACGAUUUUCAUCGUGAAACACCUUCAAUCUCAUCUUAAAAUCAGUUCACUGUACAUAAGAAGUUCUCCAGUAACUGCUCUGAAAUAGAAAUGUGAAGUUUAGAGGGCAGACUGAGGCUGAACUCUCAGACCUUUACGGAGGAAGAGGGAGUCGGAUUUUUAGCAGAUUGCUGAUCUUCCAGGAUUGAGGAGAUUCCGACGGAUAUCUAAGCUCUCCUUUUUGACAAGAAGCUGUUCCAGCUCUGAUCCACAUGGUGACAACCUUUAUUUUUCCACUAAGUGAGGGCAGUGAUGGCCUAGUGGUUAGAGCAGUGCAUUUGUGAGAGGAUUGCAAGUACCUGGCUCGCUCCCCGCAGAGCAAGGGUGUAACCUUGUGAUCAAAGUUGGUGGGGGAACUCUAGGGGUGGGGGCUGAUGGACCUACAGUUACUCCACCCGAACGCUUUCAUUAGGUUUUUAUAUUUUCCAAAAUAUUCCUUGCAGCAAGAAGGUUUCGGGUUCGAUUCACCAUGGAGUUCAGCAUGGAACCCACACAUGUUCUCCCUGAACAUGUGUGGGUUCUCUCAGGGUACUCUGGCUUCCUCCUGCGGUCAAAAAACAUGACUGUUGGGUUAAUUGGCUUCUCUAAAUUCUCUAAAUGUGUGUGUGAAUGGUUGUUUGUCUCUCUGUUGCCCCGCCUCUCACCCGUAGACAGCUGGAGAGAGGCACCAGCACCCCUCGCAACCCCGCUUGGGAUAAGCGAGAUGGAAAAUGGAUGUUUUAGUUUUUGUAUUUUCCUUUUUUCAGAUUAAAUUUUAGGAAUUACAUUCUCACUAAAGAGAGGUGACCUUUCCUCCUAAGGGAGGAGCAUAAAGACGUUUCUCCUGGUCUGCCUAGACAGUUGCAACAGCACUGUGUUGGAUCAAUGUGUGCGUCAAGCACAGCAUUUUUAUUGGGUUUGAAUGAAACUCAGUUUUAAAAGAUUGUGAUAAGUAAAACUAUCUUAAAAAGAGAAAAAUAAAAAAAUAUAAAGUUAGAAACAACUCUUUGAAAACGAAAUCUAACAAAAAAAAAAAGUAGCAUAUUUUUCUUCCAAAUGUUUUCCAGCUUUGUUUAUUGUUAUUCCACUGUCACAAGCACAGAGCAACGAAAUUCACACUCUGCAUUUAACCCAUCCCCUCGGGGAGCAGUGGGCUGCCAUUGUGCGCCGCCCGGGGAGCAGUGUGGGCUUAAGGGUCUUUGCUCAGGAACCCAGAGUGGACGCUGUGGCCAUCGAACCGGGUUCUUGCAACAUUCUUAGCGCACUGCUCUAGUCACUGGACCAACACUCCUACAAAUGUUCAUUUACAAAACAAUAAUGGAAUAAAAUGCACUCCGUAUGUAACUAGCAUAUAAGCAUACUGAGAUAUAUACAUUGCUGUUUUUUUAGUAAACCCCACACAGACAUAAACACCUAUAAAUAAAAAGAAACUGUUUUACAAAGUUA